AUGUCAGGCUUCGGCGACUUCACCAACAUCUGCCACAUGGCGCCGCUGCCAUUGUGCGCAUCCAUCGGCCCCAUCACGGAGGUGACGAGCGGCGUUGGUAUUGAGCCCGACUGCUAUGCGCGUAACAUCGAGCUGGCAAACACCAUCAUUUUCGAGGGUGCUGCCAGCGCUAUGCACAUUGUGUCUUUGCUCAUGACCGUCGUCAUGAUUUUGCACAUUCGUGGCAAGUUCACUGCUGUCGGCCGCAAGGAAAUCCUCAUGUUCUUCUACAUCUACAUGCUUCUGAGUUUCAUCUCACUUUGCGUCGACGCAGGUGUCGUCCCCCCUGGAUCCGCCCCCUACCCGUACUUCGUGUCAGUCCAAAACGGCUUGUCAUCAGCUUUGAUUACUUGCUUGUUGAUCAACGGCUUUGUCGGCUUCCAGUUGUAUGAGGAUGGCACUUUUCUCUCCGUCUGGCUGCUGCGCGUCUGCUCUCUGGUGGCCUUUGCCAUAUGCUUCCUUGUCUCCCUCGCGACCUUCAAAUCAUGGGCUGGCCUGGGACCCACCAACACCGUCGGCCUGUUUGUCGUCCUGUACUUGCUCAACGCUAUCGAGCUCUUCGUCUACGUUGCCCUGCAAAUCCUCCUUGUCGUCAGGACUCUCCAGGACCGCUGGCCGCUUGGCGACAUUGCCUUUGGCAUCUUCUUCUUCGUCGUUGGCCAAGUGAUCCUGUACGCCGUGAGCACCCAGAUUUGUACCGCCGUCAGCCACUACCUCGACGGUCUGUUCUUCGCCACCAUUUGCAACCUGCUGGGUGUCAUGAUGGUGUACAAGUACUGGGAUUCCAUCACCCGCGAGGAUCUCGAGUUCUCAGUUGGAACUAGGAUGAACAACUGGGAGGUCAAGGAGCUGUUGCCAGAGGAGGAUCGUCGAGCGACUGUUUAUGACAACGACCCCUACAACCACGCCGGUGGCUACGAUCACUCCUACUCCCCCUCUCCAGCACCGGCGCGCUACUCCGCAAGAUACUGA
Molecule: messenger RNA, 1011 nt
Organism: Colletotrichum fioriniae
Lineage: Eukaryota; Fungi; Ascomycota; Sordariomycetes; Glomerellales; Glomerellaceae
Gene: CHS7
Product: Chitin synthase, class 7
Biological process (GO): protein folding
Cellular component (GO): endoplasmic reticulum membrane
Source: RefSeq, a predicted model, not a curated record